GCAGACCAGGAGAGUGCUGAAAAGUCCGAGGCGGCCCUGAAGCUCUCAGCAGCAGUUGACUGGAGGGAAUGGAGCUGCGACGCUGCUGUUGUUUUCUCCGCCGCACAUUCGCAUCAAGUGUCACCGCGGAGCCUCAGCGAGGAUCAGCGCCGUGGACGGAGUAGCAGACGGAGAACCGAGGCUCAGCUCCAGACAACAGAGAACCACAACAGAGAUCCACAACAGCUGUCAACAUCUGCCACCGAGCCGAGCGCGUGGGGAUGCUUCGCGUGGGGUGUAGUGAAAGAAACGCGCGCUUAGUGAUUAGUAUGUAGACAAGAAGCUAAUUAACUGGUAAUUAUAUAAGUCGACUUUAACCCGCCCCAGUGGCUCGUUUGUCUCCCGGCAGAGUGAAAUUAGAGCCGCCGGAGGACACGUAGUAUUUAUUCAAAGGAGUUUUCAAUUGUCACCAGCGCACCUUGGAUUUCAAUCGAUAUCACAAAGCAAGUGUGGAGCCGAGGACGAGGUCCAAACAAUUCAAGUCAGAGCUGAAUCAGAGAGAGAGAUGACCCUUGUUUUGUCCAUGAAUCCUUUCCUGGACCCAGAGGGAGACCCUCCGCUCUCCGCAUACCAGCCCAUAUGGGAAUCAGAGCGCUGUACUAAGACCUGCCUGUCUAACCCUGCCCCGCCAUGCAGCUCCGAAGGGCAAUUUACACAAGCAGAACCUUCUUGUAGACGAGUUCCUGAUCAUGUUUCAGUGUCAAGAAUUGCAUACUUCAAGAGGAAGUUUGUUGAUGAUGAUGAAGAGCCUCCCUUCAGUUUCAGGACAUACUGUCAGACUGUUGCACCAGUUCUGGAGGAGCGUGCCCAUGUGCUGCGCCUCUCUCUGGAGAAAAUGCGAUUCAUCGAUGACCCAGAAGCAUUUCUCCGACGCUCGGUCCUUGUUAACAACCUCCUUCGUCGUCUGCGAGCUGAAAUCCUGCUCCAGAGCACCGACUGGUGCUUCCCACCCAACCCAGCGUUUGCCACUGGCCCCUGUGUCCUCCCACCCAGCACCAACCCCACCCACCAGGCACUCCACAGAGCUAUACCCACCCGGAUUUGCUUAGCGCCUCAGGCUGGACCGCCAUUUCGCAAGCGUUUCCGAAUGGUCCGCGGAAGUCAGGGGGAUGUACGCCCUGACUGUGCCCAGACAUGCUGCUGCAUUUACGCAGCAGCGGCUGCUGCAGGACACUACCUCCACCUCCCGUUCUCCAUGUAUGAUGCAGCACUCUCUACCUGCCCAUCCACACCACACUCCUCCUCCUUUUUUCAGCUGGCUAGCCAGAGUAAGUUAGGGCUGAGAGUGGCUGUAGAUGAUCAUGAUGAGGAGGAGGAAGAUAUUGAAGAGGAGGAACAUGAAGAAGAAGAAGAGAGAGAGGAAGAGGAGGAGGAAGAAGAUGAUGAAAGAAGACAAGCAGGGCCUUCUGCUAAUGUUAAGGACAAAUCAAGCCAGAAAAGUAGGACUAGGACCUUGCUGGGUCAUGCGCAUGUGAGGACAGAGGACAGCUGCAUGACAGAUAGAGUAGAGGAGGAGGAGGGAGAGCAAGAGGAAGAAGAAGAGGACGAGGAUGAGGAGGAGGAAGAGGAGCAGGUUGUGAGACCUUGUCAGUGGGACUCUAGUUCCUCAGAGAGAGAGUUCCACAAAUUUAGCUUUUGGCACCGCAGGGCUCAUAGACAAUAACUGUGCUUUCUGUAAAAUUACUAACAUUCUAAGUCUGUUAGAAUGAAAUGUAAUGAUGACAACAACUGCCAUCAGUUGAAGAUUAUUUUACCUCUUAGCAGAUUAAGAUGUAAGCUACCUAUAAUAUAGUAAUGCCAAGUCAACUUUAUUUUAACGGUCUAUUAUACUCCAGGGUGGCACACAGACACAGCUCUAUUGGUAGAUGAAGAAAAAGCAGUUACUUCUUGGCCCCUGUUGGUACUGAACACAUUUCUCAAACAAUUAUAAAGACUAAGGUCAUAUAUGGUGGGAUCUUAGAUCCCAAAGGUGAAGUGAAGCUUGCUAUUGCACUGUCUCAUAGACCAUUUUCAAGCCCCACAGCACAAAAGGUCUCAAUAGGGGCUUUAUAUUGGUGCAACGGUCUCAUUUCAGGACCCUAAACAAGCCUAUGAAAUAAUGGGUGGUGGAGUGCGUGUUUCUGUGUGUGUGUGUGUGUGUGUGUGUGUGUGUGUGUGUGUGUGUGUGUGUGUGUGUGUGUGUGUGUGUGUGUGUGUGUGUGUGUGUGUGUGUGUGUGUGUAUGUGUGUGUGUGUGUGUGUGUGUGUGUUUGCAAGAUAUAUGUAGCAUUUUAAAACUUGAUUUUAGGCUGUUCUUUUUAUUAUUAAACAGGGGUUACACAGAAUUAUGUGUGCCUGUUGAUUCUGACGCUGUCUCAGGCAAUGGCAAGCGACUGUGCUGCAGCAGCAGCACAAUGUGUAUACUUCAAAUUACUUUAAGACAACACAAUCAUGAACAUUGUUAAAUCACAAUUUAAAGUGCCUUAGUGUUUUUCUAGAUACAUGUAUAUUGUGUGUUAAUGUAAUUGUUCUUGUUACUAAAUAGCUAUCUCGCAUUCCGUUUGACUAAAGCAGGACACAGGCAUGUAGUUAAAUGCAGGGAUUCUUCAAAAUGGCUAAGAACUGAGAGCAAACUAAAUUUUCACACCCAAAAAGUGUUUGUUUUUACUUCAGAAUGCAUGUUUUCUAGCACUUUCUGUCUUGACAAAGCACAAACUUGCAGGCAACUUUAAGGACAGAUGUUAAAGCCUUGAAAAGCUAAAUGUGUCAAGAACCUCAUUUAUGUUCAUUAGAUUUAACUGGAAAAGGCUUGUUGUGGUUUGGCUGCUCUGUCAUUGAUGAAGGUUGACCAAAAAUGACAUGAAUUUAAAACCAUCUAACCAGAUCCUGCAUUCAAUUUAAAAAUUGACCGAGGCAUCAUUUUGCUGUCUGUCCAAUCAGAGUCAUUUUGUAUUUUGUAUCUGCCAAUACCUGACAGCAUAACUAAUUAAUUCACACUUUAUGUAUUUUAGAUGAGCUGUAGUGCAUGGUUGUGGUCUGGUCUUGACGUUUAGUGACCAGAGGAGAUGGGCAAGUUUGUGUCGGCAAACAGAGAGCAUUUUUGGUGACCAUAACAAAGGCCACCAUAACAAAGUUUUGUGUGACUUUUCAUGACCUCUGGCAAAAGGUUAUGAUUUAGCAAAAGAUGGGAAUGACGAGAACAUAACUUUUAUAACCCACUUUUAUAACCUGCAUCAUCUGUGCAUUGACUAAAAUAAUACUUUCAGCAGACGACAAGAGACUGCUGAACUCAAUUUUGUGUUAUCAAUCAAUUAUUGAUUCAUAAUGCUGCAUCUAUAAAGAAAAUUAGUCAAGCUCACAACAGCUGUGUGACAGCGAACAUAAACUAGACCCUCCAGAAAAACGCGGACAAAAAUCCUUGUUUAUGCGGGCUAAAAUCCUUGAUUAUGCGAAUGAAUAUGCGGGGUUUUUAUGCCAUUUUAUGCGGGGAAAUUGCGGAAAGUUGCAAAGUACGCGAAUAGUUGUGAAAUAUGCAAAAAUAUGCGCGAUUCACCUGCCGUCUGGCCAUGGAGGGAUGUGUCCUCUAAUCAGACACUGGGACUGCUGCGGGGUUACUGGACUGACAGCCUGUGCUUUGGGAGGGGGAGAAGCUCACAGCAGCACCUGUUGCUUGUUGAGGACAGUGACUGCAGAAUGAUCCGAGUUUUCCUGUCAGUCUCCAAAACGGCAGAAACAGUCGCUGGAUUUGUCGCUAGUCGCUUUUGACAAAAAAAGUCGCGAGGAGCUUUGAAAAGUCGUUAGAUUUAGCGAGAAAGUCGCUAAGUUGGCAACACUGGUGCUGCGCUCCGCAUCAGCUCGUGCUUCUAGUGUGUGUGUGUGUGAAUGCGCGAACUGAUAACGUCAGGCCGGGCGUCACAUAAAAACUCACAACUCAUUUUUUUCUCAUUUUAUGCGGAAAUUGUGAAAUCAAGCGGGACCCGCAUAUUUCUCUUUUUUUUUCGUGGAAAUGUGAGAUUCUUGCGGGAAUUAUGCGCUGUUUUGCGGGGAUUAUGCGUUUUUUUGGGAAAUAAUUGACCCCCGCAUAAUCAGCGGCAUUUUGGUGAUUAAUGCAGGAAUUCAUGCGAUCGCAUAAUCGCGUUUUUCUGGAGGGUCUAAUAAACAAAGAAUCUGGCUUAGGUUUGUGCCUAAUUAUUUCGUAAAUGUCUUGAUUGAAUGACCCCAAUUGUCAUGAUCAUUUUCUAUGUUUCUAUGCUUAGGUUUAAUGCUACGCUAAGCUCAAUGACUGCUGACAGACACGAUCAUGACAUUAACAUCAUCUCACCUAAACAAAGCCAAUACAAGUAUUUCCUAAAAUAUGUGUCUUUAACUAUCACAGUAUCCUCUGCCUCUAUAGUCCCACCUGUGUAACUGGCCUGAGGUUUCUUACAUUUUAAGUGUCUAGAAUCAAGCAUAAUUUAAAAAUAAUGACUGCAGAACAUUACCAGCCUGUUUAUGUAUAAACUGGUGACUAUAUAUGUGAGACUCAAAUACAAUAUCCCAAACCAUUCAAAGACAGAUCCAGUACCAAACCAGUUCUUAUCUUUACGAGCCUUUUUGAUGGCAUGAUCAGUGAAUUAUUUGUUGCUGUGUCUCGUUUGGGACUUCUGAAGAUUACAUGAUGACAAACCCAAACCAAAGUUGUUAAAAAAAAAAUGGGAAGACUCUGUGCUAUUGUUGUAUUUUCUUUCUUGUGUCGUAGCUUAAGGCCCAAGUCAUUUGGAUGGAUGGGCUUGGCUGUCUGUUAGGUGAAAUCAUUCUUUGUCCUACCCAUUUUCUGAUGUACAAAAUUGUAAUGACAUCAGUGACUACAACUACACGAGUUGAGCCUGUUUCAUUUAUUUUCUCCAAACCCUAAAUGAUUAAACCAAGACGUUAUCGGUAGUAUUUCUUAAAGAAUGAAAGAAUUUGACAAAGCAAUAUCUGUUCCUGAGACGAGAACAUGUAACUGCAUUGUCUGUUAUUAAAAACAAAAGAGCAAGUCUGCUCUGAUAAUUUCAUGUGAUGUUCUGUGACAAGUGUAAAGAUCAGUAAAAGAGAUGUUGAGAAAACA
Molecule: messenger RNA, 5106 nt
Organism: Acanthochromis polyacanthus (spiny chromis)
Lineage: Eukaryota; Metazoa; Chordata; Actinopteri; Pomacentridae
Gene: sertad4
Product: SERTA domain containing 4
Exons: 4
Coding region: 545-1702 (385 amino acids)
Cellular component (GO): nucleus
Source: RefSeq, a predicted model, not a curated record